AUGCUGACUCUCGCUAGCACCGACUAUUCCCAAAAUACCCUCAACGCUGCGGCCACCGCCUCGACAGCAACAUUCGUCACUGCCUUUGCAACAAACGCUGCCGUUGCUGGUGCCCAACUUCUAGCAUGGAUCAUCAUCCGAGGAUGGGUCAAGGCAGUCUAUGAGCCUCGCACAUAUAUCCCGGCACGAGAAAAGCAGGCGGAGCCGUUGGGCAGAAACCUCAUCUUGCCCAUCUGGAAGAUCAUCAAAGCCGACCCGAAAGACAUUUUGAGAAAGAAUGGUGUCGACCCCUACCUCUUCCUUCGCUUUGUAGCGAUGCUCGCCAAGGCCCUCAUCCCCAUUUGGUUCGUGUCUUGGAUCGUACUCAUGCCCGUCAACUCGGCUCGCAUGAGUGGCAAGGACGGCUUGGACCAAUUCACUUUCGGAAAUGUUGCUAGGAACCAGCAGGAUCGCUACUGGGCUCACCUCGUCCUUAUCUAUGUCUUCAAUGCUUGGUGGUUCUAUCUUAUCUGGAAGGAGAUGGCACACUGGCUGGAGAUCCGUCAACAGUAUCUCGUCUCGCCGUCACAUUCAAAGCUCGCGCAGGCAAGCACCAUUUUGGUUACCGGCAUUCCUGAACACCUCAUGGAAGAGAGAGCGCUGGCCAAGCUGUUCUCUCAUCUUCCUGGCGGCGUCAGGCGAAUCUGGCUGGUCCGCAACCUCAAGGAUAUGCCGGACGUGUACGACCGCCGCGAGAAGGCGUGCAAGAUUCUCGAAUCUGCUCAAGUCGAGCUAAUGAAGAAGGCUUGCAUGCGUAAAAGGAAGCUUGCACGAGAAAUCAAGAAGGCGACAAGAAAGGGGCGGCCUAUUCCGGAGCACUGCACAGCACCAGCCAACCCACCCAACGAAGAUGGUACGCCCCUCUCUCUGGCGGACGAGCUCGUGCCACGGAAAGACCGACCGCUUCAUCGCCUCAAGCCGCACUGGGCGCCGUUUAGACUUGGUUUCUUUGGCAUCGGGGAAAAGGUUGACGCCAUCGAGUGGGCACAGAAGGAGAUUGUGGAGUGCACGGCUUUGCUCACCGAGGAGCGGCAGAAGCUCGCCAAGGACAUUGACACGCCCGGUUUCAGCAACGAGAACUACCCCGCACGCUCCUCAGCCUUUGUCCACUUCAACCAACAGAUUGCUGCGCACAUGGCUCAGCAAUGUCUGACCUACCAGCAGCCAUUCCGCAUGAACUACCGAUACAUCGAGCAGUCACCCGAGAACGUCAUAUGGGGCAACAUGAGACUCAACGCGUACGAAAUCAACGUUCGCCGGGCAAUCUCGUAUGCUAUCACGGGUGGCCUCAUCUUUGCUUGGGCUCCUCUGACUGCCCUCGUCGGUGGUCUUGCCAACGUUGUCACUCUCGUCGAGAAGUGGAAGUGGCUAUCAUGGCUCAUCGGCGACAGCUUCGGCAAGCAGCUUCUCCAGGGUAUCUUUACCGGUAUCAUUCCUCCAGUGCUUCUUGCCCUCCUCACGAUGAUCUUCCCAAUCGUUCUACGUCUUCUUUCCACGUUCCAGGGGACGGUUAGCAAGACCGAGGUUGAGCUUGACGUCAUGAACCGCUACUUCGUCUUCCUCGUCAUCCACGCUUUCCUGAUCACAACGCUUGCGUCCGGUCUCGUUGCUGCCAUCAAGCCGCUCAUGGAUAACCCGGCUUCAAUUGCGUCGAUUUUGGCCACCAACCUUCCGACAGCGUCUACCUUCUUCAUCACUCGUAUCCUCCUCCAAUUUACUGGUCUCAUCGGCAACCUCCUCCAGCCUGUCACUGUCGUUUUGUACUACGUUCGCGUUAUCCUCGGAGGCGGUACUCCCCGCAGGAUCUUCAACUCGCGCUAUCAGCUAGAGGAGCCCGAAUUUGGCACCGAGUACCCCAACGUCACCGUUUAUGCCAACAUCAUGAUCACGUAUAUGAUCAUUUCGCCCGUCAUCAACGGUUUCGGCGCCUGCUUCUGCAUGCUCGCCUACUUUGUGUACAAGUACCUGUACAUGUGGGUCAUGGACCUCCCGCCGUCGGCCGACACUGGCGGCCUGUUCUUCCCGAAGGCAAUCACUCAGAUCUUCAUUGGCUUCUACAUCCAGGAGGUUUGUCUUUGCGCGCUCUUCUUCCUCGCCCGCAAUGAGCAGAAUAAGGUCUCCGCGCUGCCACAAGCCAUUUUGAUGAUCAUCUUGAUUGUCCUUACGGCCGCUUUCAACUGGCUCAUUAAGACUAUGUACAACCCCUUGAAGGUCUCGCUUCCCCUUUCCAUGGCCGACCUGUCGUACGGCAUGCCAGACGCCGGGGAGGAGCUCAAGCGUGCAGAGUCUCGCGGCGAGAUUGUGCCCAAGCCGCCUGUCGAGGAGAAGCACCCCGAAAUCGAGGAUGUGCACUGGGACAACACGGCUCUCAAAUGGAACGAGGGAGCAAGCUCGGGCGACGAGGUCGAGCGCACCACCUCGGCGACCUCAGCAGGCGACUCUACGUCACCCUGCAAUCCGACGCCGGAGAAGAAGAUGUCAUACAGCGAUCCUACACCGGAGAAGAAGCCGUCGUACAGCGAGGAGGAUCCUCAUCCUCAUCCUCAGCCAUUCCCGCAGCAGCAUCCCGAGUCUUUCGAGCUUGCAGAGAUCGGCGACUCCAAGCGGCGGCUGAGUCGGACUCGCCGCAACUCGCGGAUCUCGCUGCGGCGCCGGAGCAGAGUGGAUGAGGACGAGGAACCUGAAGAGGACCCCGAGACGCAGUACUUUGCUCUUCCUGGUGGUCCAGGCGUCAUCAUUCACAGCGCAGAAGAGGCUGAUGAUCCGGGCGCGUUCUUCCACCCCGCCACGAAAGAUCCUCAGCCCCCCAUCUGGCUCCCUGUGGACGAGCUUGGGCUGGGUGCCGAACAAAAUGCGGCCAACCUCGCUUUGGGGGUGAGGUCAAGCACCAAGAACGCAACGAUGGGCUCGAAGGGUCAGGUCAAGAUCAUGGGCGUACCGCCUGAGUAG
Messenger RNA from Cutaneotrichosporon oleaginosum, 2988 nucleotides. RefSeq lists its product as uncharacterized. Gene Ontology annotation, molecular function: calcium-activated cation channel activity. NCBI's taxonomy places the organism in Eukaryota, Fungi, Basidiomycota, Tremellomycetes, Trichosporonales, Trichosporonaceae. The record is from RefSeq and is a predicted model, not a curated record. Gene Ontology annotation, cellular component: plasma membrane.